Molecule: messenger RNA, 522 nt
Organism: Closterium sp. NIES-65
Lineage: Eukaryota; Viridiplantae; Streptophyta; Zygnematophyceae; Desmidiales; Closteriaceae
Source: the annotation of a GenBank genome assembly
AUGACACAAAGCCAGGAUGACACGAAGCUAGGAAUACGCCCUCAUGUCGCAAGGCGAGCCAACAGAACUAUCUUUCAAAAUAAUUUCCGUUUUUUUUCGUGCGUCCGCUCACCCAUCAACCAAGCACACCCACAAACAGGCGGCAUGGCUCCUCCCAAGAAGACCCUCAGAGCAGACGCGCCCUGGCGCGCCAAGGGCACAGGGGUGGCUCUCAUUGGCGGGCCGGCUCUGGCGAGUGUGCGACGCGGGCCGGAGUUCGACUAUGCCAUGAGCAUCAUGCGGCAUCCGGACCCUAUAGGCAUGGGGUUGGCGCAGGAGGCAGGGGUGGAGGCGGCAGGGGAGGAUUGUCUGGUGCCUGGGCUCAAGCGGCCCGUCAUUGUUAUGGGCGUGCAGGUGUGGCCGCUGGAGAUCAACAGCCCUCUCUCCUGGAAGGCCAUUGAGCCCAUGGCCCGAGAGCUCAAAACCGUGUCCAAGCUUGCCGAGAAAGCCAUUGACCUCAUGAACGCCCCUCUUGGCCGCUGA